GUGUAAUAAAUUAUAUAUUGAAAUCAUGGAAGGAAAAGCUCAAAUGGAGGAAGAUAAUGAUGACGAAAAUAAUGAUAUUAUUAAAAACACAGUUCCAUUAAUAAAAGAUUUAUUUCAUAUACAUGGAAAAGUUGGAGAAGGAACUUUCAGUUCUGUGUUCUUAGCUACUUUAAAAUUGUCUGAUGGCUCUAAAAAAUUUGCAUUAAAACAUUUGGUUCCUACUAGGCAUCCUGAAAAAAUUGAACGGGAAUUACAAUGUAUGCAACAAAUAGGAGGAAAGGAUUAUGUAGUUGGAUUAGAAUUAUGUUUACGGAGUUUUGAAACAGUAGUAUUUGUAAUGCCAUACAUGAGACAUGAUAAAUUUUCGGAAUAUGUACAAAAUAUGACUGUUCAAGAAACAAAAAAUUAUAUGAUAGCAUUACUGACUGCUUUACGAAGGGUACAUAAAUUUAAUGUUAUACAUAGAGAUGUUAAACCUAGUAAUUUUUUAUAUGAUAGAUGCAAUAAGAGAUAUUUAUUAGUGGAUUUUGGAUUAGCACAAGAAUAUAUAGCAGAAAAGAAGUCCAAUAAUCUUAAAUUAUGUAAUUCUGAAACACAAGCCGUUAAACGAAAAAAAUCAGAUGAAAAUAGUUUAAAUCUUUCUCUUAAUGCAAGGAAGAAAGGUACAGAAGAAAAAUGUUAUUGUUUUGGUAAAGCAAAGGUUUGUUCAUUAUGUAUAUCUAGAUCUGAACAAACAGCUCCAAGAGCUGGUACACCAGGUUUCCGUGCUCCUGAAGUUUUACUGAAACAUCCUUCACAAACACCUGCAAUCGAUAUUUGGGCAAGUGGAGUAAUGAUGUUAUGUAUUCUUAGUGGCACUCAACCAUUUUUUCAUUCACCAGAUGACUGUACAGCUUUAGCAGAAAUAACAACUGUAUUUGGAUCAAAUAAAAUGCAACAGUGUGCACGUAAAUUAGGGAAAAAAAUUAUCUUUAGUGAAGAUAUACCAGGGGUUGAUAUUGUAUCUUUAUGUCAAAAAUUACAAAAAAGAAAUAAGGGUUUGUUAAAUAGUAAAGAUCAUAACACAUGUGAGAAGGUAUCAUCGGACGCUCAAUUUCCAAAAGAAGCUUAUCAUCUUUUACUAAGAUUAUUGGAUUUAGACUACAAAACACGUCUUACUGCAGAUCAAGCUCUAAAUCAUUCAUUUUUAAAAUUAUAA
Messenger RNA from Eufriesea mexicana, 1198 nucleotides. Its product is annotated as cell division cycle 7-related protein kinase. Gene Ontology annotation, biological process: mitotic DNA damage checkpoint signaling; protein phosphorylation. The transcript has 8 exons. The record is from RefSeq and is a predicted model, not a curated record. Bases 26 to 1198 code for a protein of 390 amino acids. Gene Ontology annotation, molecular function: protein serine/threonine kinase activity; ATP binding. NCBI's taxonomy places the organism in Eukaryota, Metazoa, Arthropoda, Insecta, Hymenoptera, Apidae. Gene Ontology annotation, cellular component: nucleus.